CAAAUCUUCAUUAUCUCCCACUCUUUUCUCUCUUAGAUCAAUAGAUCUCUCAGAAUUUCUUGCAAAAAACCACCUGAAAAUAAUCAAACAUCAAAAGGGGAGUGCCAAUUCCGAUAACAGAAUCAUCAAAUGGGUGCCAGCAUCACUCUAGGCGGCGCCAAUUCUUCAGUGUCUCAAUCCCAUUACCAUACUCACAAGGUUUUCUUGUUCUGCAACUACAUUCUACUAGGUGCAGCCUCCAGUUGCAUCUUCUUAACCCUUUCGCUUCGCUUAGUCCCUUCAUUGUGUGGCUUCUUUCUCAUUCUCCUUCAUGUCUUAACCAUUGUUGGGGCAGUUUCAGGCUGUGCUGCAGCCUCAUCAGGGACUAAUAAGUGGUACGCUGCACAUAUGGUGGCCACAGUGUUGACAGCUAUAUUUCAAGGGUCAGUGUCGGUUUUGAUUUUUACAAGAACUGGGGGUUUCCUAGGGAACCUAAAGUCAUAUGUGAGGGAAGAAGAUGGUGAGGUGAUAUUGAAGCUUGCUGGUGGGUUGUGUGUGGUGAUCUUUUGCCUGGAGUGGGUUGUGCUUACUCUUGCAUUUUUCUUGAAGUAUUAUGCUUACGUGGAAGGUGAUGCUAAUGAUGGUGGCAAUAUUGCUAUGAGGAGGAGUGCUAAGGUGCAGCAAGACGAGGACCUGAAGGAUUGGCCAUGGCCUUUCCAAGUAUAAUCAAUCUGGGUUUGCUGGAUUGUUUUCAUGGUCAUGUUUAUGUCCUUGUGGUGCUUCUGCCAUAAUUCUUUAUUUGAAUUCAAUUAUGAGUAUCAACUUUUUUGAUAUAGUGUGAUUGGUUUUUGUAUGGAAUCAUGGAUUGAUAUAUAAAAUGGAUUGUGCUUAAAUUCA
Messenger RNA from Populus nigra (black poplar), 876 nucleotides. RefSeq lists its product as uncharacterized. The coding region runs from base 130 to 705 and encodes 191 amino acids. The record is from RefSeq and is a predicted model, not a curated record. The transcript has a single exon. Lineage: Eukaryota; Viridiplantae; Streptophyta; Magnoliopsida; Malpighiales; Salicaceae.